UCACAACUUUGUGUUCCAUUUGGUUACCUGAUCCAAGAAACUCUGACUUGAGAAAUUUGCAGUGGCUAACAGGAAACUCAAGGAGAUUCUCGCAUUUGCACUCACUCGAGUCCUCUUCCUCGUUUUCAACUCUGACAUUUGUCAUCGAACACAACCUGUCAAUCUAGCAUCGGCACACUUGACACGCCCCCCACAAUGACCAAGAAAACCAUCCUCGUCACCGGUGCCACCGGCCAACAAGGCGGUGCCGUCAUUGACGCCCUCAUGGACCUCGACAAGUCCGGCGAGAAGUUCUCCAUCCUCGCCGUCACCCGCAAAGCCGACAGCCCUGCCGCCCUUGACCUCGUCAAGCGCUACCCGCGCGUCAAGCUGGUUGAAGGCAACCUCGAGAAUGUGCCGGCCCUCUUCGAGUCGGCCAAGAUCAUCGCAGGCGAUCAGCAACUCCCCAUCUGGGGCGUCUUUUCGGUUCAAGUCUCCAUGGGUCCCGGCGUGACCUUUGACGGUGAGGUCAAGCAAGGCAAGGCCCUCAUUGACGGAGCCAUUGCCAACGGUGUUCAGCACUUUGUGUACAGCUCUGUUGAACGCGGCGGCGAUGCCAGAAGCUGGGAGAACUCGACGCCUAUCCCGCACUUCCAGACCAAGAAGAUCAUUGAGGAUUAUCUGAAUGUGACGUGCGGCAAGCAGCCUGGAUCCAGGAUGGGCUGGACUAUUCUGAGGCCCGUGGCGUUCAUGGACAACCUCAAGCCCGGCAUGCCGACGAGCCUCUUCUUGACUGGGCUGAAGAACCACUUGGGAGAGAACAGGAAGUCUCUGCAGUGGAUUGCGGUGCACGAUAUCGGAGUCUUUGCAGCCAAGGUGUUUGACGCCCCGGAGGACUGGAAUCACACGGCGGUCGGGCUGGCGGGGGAUGAGUUGACGAUUGAGCAGCUCAGCAGGGCCUUCUCCAAGGCGACUGGGUAUCCGAUGCCGCUGACGUACUCGUUUGCCGGAAGUCUGUUGACCUUUGUUGCCAGGGAGCUUGGCUUGAUGAUUGGCUGGUUCGCGAGCGAGGGCUACAAGGCUGACAUUGAGGCGAGGAGGAGGGACCACCCGGGCAUGUUGACGAUGGAGCAGUGGUUGCUGACGAAGAGUCACUUUAGCACGGGGGUUGACGGCGCGCAGAUUGGAGCUUGAG
Molecule: messenger RNA, 1174 nt
Organism: Neurospora hispaniola
Lineage: Eukaryota; Fungi; Ascomycota; Sordariomycetes; Sordariales; Sordariaceae
Exons: 1
Coding region: 196-1173 (325 amino acids)
Cellular component (GO): nucleus
Source: RefSeq, a predicted model, not a curated record